AUGGUACCUCGCACAGCCUCCAUCCAGUUUACAACCCCCCUAGGGAAUUCUUCAAGAGAGUAUCUUGAGUCGGUUGCUAGCCGUGAGAUAGCCUGGAUCAAAACAUCUGCAGAUUCCUGGAAAGCGACUAAGAAUGCAUUGCAGUAUACGAGUAUAGAGCAACAUUCACUGGAAGCCCAUAUCGCUUCUUUACAGAAAUACCUGUCCAUAAUCCCCUACAUUAUCCCUAACGACUUUGAACUCGUCUUGCCUCGAAUAUGGCACCCAGAUUUUCACGCUGGAAAUAUCUACAUUGACGACUGCGGGCGAAUUUCAUCAAUCAUUGAGUGGCAAGGCGCGUGGACUACGCCUGUAUUCAUCGGUGCUAACCCGCCGCUGCUUUUAGACUAUGGAAUCGACAUAAUGAUGAAGCUGCCAGACGGCUUUAAAGAGCUGGAUGAAGGGACUAAGGACCAGUUAUGA
Messenger RNA from Lindgomyces ingoldianus, 462 nucleotides. RefSeq lists its product as uncharacterized. Lineage: Eukaryota; Fungi; Ascomycota; Dothideomycetes; Pleosporales; Lindgomycetaceae. The record is from RefSeq and is a predicted model, not a curated record. The coding region runs from base 1 to 462 and encodes 153 amino acids. The transcript has a single exon.